Messenger RNA from Papaver somniferum (opium poppy), 879 nucleotides. RefSeq lists its product as uncharacterized. NCBI's taxonomy places the organism in Eukaryota, Viridiplantae, Streptophyta, Magnoliopsida, Ranunculales, Papaveraceae. The record is from RefSeq and is a predicted model, not a curated record. Bases 1 to 879 code for a protein of 292 amino acids. The transcript has a single exon.
AUGAAGAAGAUUUUAGGAGGUCUUAUCAGCUUGAAUCAAUCUUCUUUCAUCUCUGGAAGAUCGAUUCAAGAUAACAUCAUGGUGGCUCAUGAAUUGGUGAGGAAUUAUCAUAGACCCAAAGGUACCCCAAGAUGUGCUUUAAAAAUAGAUAUUAGAAAGGCUUAUGAUACUGUUAAAUGGGAUGCAAUUUUCUUUAUGCUACAACAUAUGGGUUUUCCUGAUGUCUUCAUUAACUGGAUUGCCCUAUGUAUUAAAUCAGCAAAGUUUUCUAUUCUUAUAAAUGGUUCCCCAUUUGGUUUUUUUGGAGCUAAGAGAGGUUUGAGACAAGGCUGCACCAUAUCUCUUUAUCUGUUUGUGCUAGCUAUGGAGAUGCUGAGUGCCACACUUCUUAAACAAGUUCAGAUUCAGAAGUUUGGCUUCCACCCAAGAUGUAAGUUGACUAGACUAACUCAUUUGUGCUUUGCUGAUGAUGUGCUGAUCUUUUUCAAAGGAAACAUUGUUGCUGCUGCUAGCUUAAAAUAUGCACUUGAUGAAUUUAGUACCUACUCAAGCUUAGAAAUUAAUAACCAGAAAACUUCCCUGUUUUGUUCUGUUGUGGAUGACUUAACUCUAGAACAAAUAAUUCAUAUUCUAGAUUGCACAGUGGGAGAAUUGCUUGUCAAAUAUUUGGGUGUCCCUCUCUUAUCUACUAAACUUUAUUAUAAAGAUUGCUUACCCUUGCUUGAAAAGGUGGAUGAGAGAAUUCACUUUUGGAAGUCUUUAUUCUUGGCUUACCCUGGAAGAGCUUUUCUUAUAAAGGAAGUUCUUUGUGGAAUGUUGUUUUUCUGGUUCUCUUGCUUUGUUCUGCCAAAAAGGGUCAUAAAGGAGCUAAAUACAUAA